CUGGGAGCGUCCACCCGCCCACCACUGGUAUGGCUACGUCCUCGCAGUACCGGCAGCUGCUGAGUGACUACGGGCCACCGUCUCUUGGCUACACUCAGGGAACUGGGAACAGCCAGGUGCCCCAAAGCAAGUAUGCCGAGCUGCUGGCCAUCAUUGAAGAGCUGGGGAAAGAGAUCAGACCCACCUACGCGGGCAGCAAGAGCGCCAUGGAGAGACUAAAACGAGGCAUUAUCCACGCUAGAGGACUGGUUCGGGAGUGCUUGGCCGAAACGGAGCGGAACGCCAGGUCCUAGCUGCCUCGACAGCACAGAAGGUUUUCCAUCUUCUUCCAAGAAGUUACAGCUCAUCUCCCCUGCUCAGAUGAAACUUGUUUUCAGAAUGGUGACAGUUUUGUUUCCCCUCUCCGGGCCCCUCCCACGGCUCAUUAGGCUCCGAACCUACAGUCUCUAAGAUCGAGAAGACAUUUCGCAGUUGAUUAGGAUUUACAUUUUAAAUAGUUAGGAACUACCCAGGGUUUUUUUUCCGUUCGUUAUUUUUUUUUUUAUGCAUUGAUUCAAAAGAUGCACGUAAAGUUAUCUAUCUCACAGCAAACUGUAGUUUGCCUCCAAGAUACUAGAGUUUCUCUUUGAACACAUUUACGUUGCCCAGAUUGUCCGUUUCUUUUCGUAAGUUAGUACAACUCUAAGAGUUUCGUUUUCAGUGCACAAAUAGCACGCUUCACCUAGUAGCUGGUCCCGUUUGCCGUACGUAUAGAUUCUGCUUAAAGUGACUUCUUUUUGCUUAAGCAUUUGCAUGACUGUUAGUGCUUUGAAACCAAUUUUUGAAAUGCACAAGUUAUAAAUACAGAAGAAAGAGCAACUCAUCAAACCUAACCUAACAAGGACCCCUGAAAUUUUUCCUAAGACUGUAUGUAGAUUUCAGUUCCGCCCUUCCCGUAAGUUGACCCAAACAUCUGGAAGAAAAUGACUAACACUGUUUGCAUCUUUGUAUGUAUUUAUUACUUGAUGUAAUAAAGCUUAUUUUCAUUAACAA
This is a messenger RNA of Pteropus alecto (black flying fox), 1032 nucleotides long. RefSeq names its product cyclin dependent kinase 2 associated protein 1 (gene CDK2AP1). The transcript has 3 exons. The record is from RefSeq and is a predicted model, not a curated record. Gene Ontology annotation, cellular component: nucleus; cytoplasm. Bases 30 to 293 code for a protein of 87 amino acids. NCBI's taxonomy places the organism in Eukaryota, Metazoa, Chordata, Mammalia, Chiroptera, Pteropodidae.